AUGGAUUGUGGCAUUGUCUCAUUCAACCCACAAUCUAUACUGCUUAAGCUAGAUUCAAGGGUCCCUGACUACCCUGAGUUGCAAAUAUAUGGAGAAGACUCCUUUUCACCACAAUCAAGCUGCAGUCUUGUUCAGGCAGAACUCAAUGCUAUAAGAGAGAGUGAGAUUGAGGGUUACUACCUUGCAAUCAAACACUGCAGCACUAAAAAUACACAUCAGCAGGUUCAAGUAGGAGGUAUACUCACUGUCAGAGAUGCAAAUAGAAAGAUCACGCAACAUAAAGAGGAGGAAGCAGAAAAAGAACAUUAUAAGGGAGUCAAACAUGUUGAGAGAGCUUUGAAGAAAAAUGCCACGGAUCCAACUCAACAAGAGUUAUUGAUUAUAUACAAUAGUAGUAGUAGUAGUAGUAGUAGUAGUAGUAGUAGUAGUAGUAGUAGUAGUAGUAGUAGUAAUUAA
Molecule: messenger RNA, 456 nt
Organism: Paracoccidioides lutzii Pb01
Exons: 4
Coding region: 1-456 (151 amino acids)
Source: RefSeq, a predicted model, not a curated record